CCCAGGAUGAAAGCUUGUCACUCUUCAGAGAUAUCCAAUAUCACCUCAUAUGGUGCUGCAUCUGUGACCAUCGGCACUCUCCAGGCGUUUGCUGGCAUGUGGAUAAAUGCUUUCAUUGUUUCUGUGAUUUGCACGUCCUGGGUGAGAAAGAAAACCUUGAACUCUAAUGAGAAGAUCUUGCUGGCUGUGGGAUGCUCCAGGUUUUGGUAUUUGUGCAUCUCAUGGGUAUAUUUCCUUCUCUCAGUAAUUUAUCCCAAUUAUCUUCAUGUUCACCCCAUAUAUCAAUUACUUAAGAGUGCUCAGAACUUUCUUAAUUGUUCCAACUUUGGGGUUUCAGCCUCUCUUUGUGUCUUUUAUUGUAUAAAAAUUGCCAAUCUCAGGAACAGCUUCUUCAUCUACCUGAAAGUAAAAGUUGACAAGAUGGUGCCCUGGCUCUUGCUGGGGUCAGUGUUUUUCUCCCUGGUUAUCGGAACUGUUGUCUACAAGGUCGCUGAUAAAGCUUUCUGUAAAAACCUCAAUUUCACCUGCCAAGGAUGUAUUUGGAAAGCAAGUAUCAGACUGGAAGAACUUUUGAUUUCUAAUUAUUUUAUCCUUGGCUUUGGAUUUGCCACACCAUUCACAGCAGUCAUCAUUUCUGCCCUUCUGCUUCUCUUUUCCCUCUGGAGACACAAACGCAACAUGCAGACAAACUCCAUGAAGGACCUCAGCAUGGAUGCCCACAUCAAAGCCAUGAAAUGCAUUCUCUCCUUUUUCAUAAUGUACAGCAUCAACUUUGUUUUUUUUGUCUUGACAAUGAUUUAUGCAAUGAAGAGGCAAAAUCACCUGGUGUUUCUUUUUUAUGUAUUUCAGUAUGCUUUUCCAGCUUUUCAUUCCCUUAUUGUAAUUUUCAGCAAUCCCAAUCUGGAAAAGACACUGCUAAAGAUUCUAUCCUAUAUGAAAUGCAAGUUUUGCAUGAAGUAG
This is a messenger RNA of Myiozetetes cayanensis, 960 nucleotides long. Its product is annotated as taste receptor type 2 member 9-like. Lineage: Eukaryota; Metazoa; Chordata; Aves; Passeriformes; Tyrannidae. Bases 7 to 960 code for a protein of 317 amino acids. The record is from RefSeq and is a predicted model, not a curated record. The transcript has a single exon. Gene Ontology annotation, cellular component: membrane. Gene Ontology annotation, biological process: sensory perception of taste; G protein-coupled receptor signaling pathway; detection of chemical stimulus involved in sensory perception of bitter taste. Gene Ontology annotation, molecular function: bitter taste receptor activity; G protein-coupled receptor activity.